AGAUUUGUUGGAAGCUCUUGACAAAGAUAAUUGUACAUCUGAAAAUGAAUCCCAGAGCACAAAAGCAUCAGCUGGACAAGAACAAAGUAAACCUAGUGCACCUACUGGUGCUUCAGGAGAGACCGUGAAAAGAUUCACUAAAGAACAGAUGGAGGGGGUGCAGAGGUGUAGUAUUCUUUUAAUUUUAAAUAUCUUAAAUCUUAAAGCAUUUUAUACAGCAUUCUGAAUAAAAAAAAUUUGUGUAAUGCAAGAAAUGUAGCAUAUCAUCAUUCUCCUGACACAAGAAAAUAUUUUGUUUUAAUUGUACUAGUUAUGGUGCCAGGAGGCCACUGUAGGCAGUCCUAACUCAAAGGUUUAAACUUUCUUGAACAGUUUAACUCCUACGUUACCUCCAGUGCUUCUCUCAGCUCCGCCCUAGUGACUUCCAGCUUCAGAAUUUUCAGAUUUAGGAAAAUCCUUUUUGAUUUUCCACAAUUGCGCACUAGUCUCCUAACGCAUGCCUUCCCUAUGGGGAUGCAUUGACUUGGCUGAGCUCUUCAAUGGUGAUCCCAGCUGAGGAGGCAGGGCAGACAGACCAGCAUGUCGCAAGAUAUAAGGUUAGUAAACCCUUAAAUUGGGCUGGGCGGGCAGACACUGAAACAGUGAUGGGAACACUCUAUCAUUAGGAAUAUAUGUUUAUAUUCCAAGCACUAUAUUGUUUCUUUAAUUUAUUAAUGGUCUUGUUUUUAAUCCUCCCACACAGUACAAGGUAUAUGAAAAGAGCCAGUAGGAGUCGUGGGAACAUGCAAUAUUAUACAGAAGCAUACCUUAAAUGACCAGUUUGCACACCAUAACAACUUCAUCAAGAGGUCCCUGUUACUGUCUUACCUUUAAGGGUUAAAGGGACACUCCACAGCCUAAAUAUAAAAUCAAUAAAAAUCUGUGUUUUAUAGUUAUAUGCCAAAUGAAAAUGCAUUUAGUUAUGCAAUUUUUCAUUGGGAGUAUAAAUUAAAACCGCUUGCAAAAUCUACAGAUCUCUUGUCUGCAGCCUUUGCAAGCUCCCCCCUGUCUAACCCUACCUUGACGUUCUGUUUCUGUCCAAUCACAGCCUUCCCAAUGCAGCUCAAUGACAAGUCUUAGCAAGGCAGGUGCUCUGGGCAAUUUCUGCCUCUUGAGUUUAACUCCACUGAGUUUAACAACCAUGAAGUAACAGGACCUGUUGUCUCAUUGAAACCAGGUGGUGUAACCGGGUUAUUUUAUUUAACCCCUUAGUGACCAGACUGUUUUUCAGUUUUCUUACCAUUAAGGAUCAGGGCUGUUUUUAAAUUUCUGCGGUGUUUGUGUUUAGCUGUAAUUUUCCUCUUGCUCAUUUACUGUACCCACACAUAUUAUAUACUGUCUUUCUCGCCAUUAAAUGGUCUUUUUAAAGAUACCAUUAUUUUCAUCAUAUCGUAUAAUUUACUAUAAAAACCAUUAUAAAAUAUGGCAAAUUUUAAAAAAAAAAAACCCUUUUCUAAAUUUGAGCCCCAAAAUCUAUUACGCAUCUACAACUGCCAAAAAACACCCGUGCUAAAUAGUUUCUAAAUUUUGUCCUGAGUUUCGAAAUACCCAAUGUUAACAUGUUCUUAGAUUUUUUUUUUUUUUUUUGCAAGUUAUAGGGCUAUAAGUACAAGUAGGACAUUGCUGUUUUAAAAUAUAUAUUUUUAAGUUAUCAAUAGUUACAUUGUAACACUGUUAUCUGUCAUAAAUCUCUGAAUCACACCUCACAUGUACAUAUUUUUUUAAAGUAGGCAACCCAGGUUAUUCAAUAUGGGGUAUGUCCAGUUUUUUUUUUAGUAGCCACUAAGUUACAAACACUGGCCAAAGUUAGCAUUAAUAUUUGUUUGUGUGUUAAAAAUGCAAAAAAAAUUAUGAACGCUAACAUUGGCCAGUGUUUGUGACUAAGUGGCUACUAAAAAAUACUGAACAUACCCCAUUUGCAAUACCUUGGGUUGUCUUCUUUUGCAAAUGGUAUGCCAUGAUGGGGGUAAUUCUCAUUUCUGAGUUUCCAUACACUCUCAAAGGCAACAUACACAAUCUGGCAUGUUUCAAUGUGAAAAAAAUAGAAAAUCAAGCCUUAGAUUUGACCCUGUUACUUUCAAAAACACUAUAAAACCUUUACAUGGGGGGUACUGCUAUACUCUGGAGACUUUGCGGAACACAAAUAUUUUUUAAAACAGUAAAACGUAUCACAACGAUGAUAUGAUCAGUGAAAGUGGCAUUUGUGUGUGAAAAAUGCAAAAAACUUCACUUUCAAUGACAAUAUCAUCGCUGUGAUAUGUUUUGCUGUUUUGAAACACUUAAUAUUUGUGUUCAGUGAAGUCUACCGGGUAAAACAGUACCCACCGUGUACAGUUUUAGGGUGUCUUGGAAAGUUACAGGGUUAAACACAGUUUGCAUUAGGUAGACAGGAACGUGUGCUGGGGUGCAACUGUUACCUGGCGCACAACUAACAGUGACUCAGUAUGUGUAGGUUUUCAAGCUGAAAACUGCACAUACAUGCUGCUACCACCAUGAUCACUUCAAAGCACUAAAGUGAUCCUGGUAGUUAAAGUAACCCUAUUAUGAAGCAGUUUUGGUGUAUAGAUCAUGCUGAUGCAGAUUCACUGCUCAAUAUUCUGCCAUUUAGGAAUUAAAUCAAAUUGUUUAUGCAUCCCUGGUCACACCUCCCUGCAUGAGACUUGUACAGCCUUCUUAAUCACUUCCUUUAAAGAAAGUUCUAAUAUUUAAACUUUGUUUAUUGCACAUGCUGUUUAAUUUAGAAUUCUUUAUCUCCUGAUCUGUUAAUGGCCUUUUAGACCCUGCAGGAGUCUCAUAUGUGUGUGUGAUUAAAGUUCUAUUUACAAAUCGGAAGAUAAAAACUUACAAGGCAAAUUGUCAUCUGAAUUCAAUCAAAAUUAAACCAUUUGUUCAUACAGUCUGUGUCUGUCACAAACAGGGGAGGUGUGGCUAAGGAUUCAUAAACAGAAAUAAGUGAUUUAAUGCUUAAAUGGCAGAUAAUUGACUAGCAGACUGCAGGGGCAUAGUCUUUACACUAAAACCGCUUCAUUAAGUUAAAGGAACACUCCAGGCACCAAAACAACUUAAUCUAAAUGAAGUUGUUUUGGGGCCAGGAGGCACUCUUACCUCAAGGGAUUAAGCCAUUUUUAAACAGUUAAACCCCUAAGUUUCCUCCAGCACUGAUCUCCACUCCCUCUUGGCAGCUUCAGUUUCUUUCCAAGCCAGUUUUAUGAAUGUGGAGUCGCUGAUUGACUAAGAGUGUCAGCUGACUGCUCUUAACCAAUUAGCGGCGCCCCUGCUCGGCAGCACUCCGCUUUUCCUGAAUCUCAAAACUCAGAAGCUGAAUUCUGCCACAGGAGAAGUGUAGACCAGUGCUUUAGGCCACUUAGGGGUUAAACUGUUUAACCCCUUGUGUGUGCCUCCAGGGUCCUCCUGGCACCAGAACACACUCAUUUAGAUUAAGUUGUUUUGGUGCUAAGAAUGUCCCUUUAAGGUUGUUUUGAUGCUUAUAGUAGCCCUAUAUUGAUCAUAUUCCCUGGGAUAUAAGAUAUGGAAAUUCUGGAGAGUGGUGCUGAGGAUACUGCCAGAAUCCAAAUUACAUAUCCAGGCAUAAAUAAGAGACAAGUAGGUCAACACAAUUUGAAAUCCGAGGUAAGGAGUAAAGAUUGGAUCCAUGUAGCAGCCCUGGGUCUUAUUGGAAAACUUAGAAAACAAGAGGAGGAAGUGAAGCGAAAGAGUGAAGAAAAACCAGAGCAUAUAUUGGCACAGGUAUCGAAUAUCAGAAUAAAAGUACACAUACAUUGGUAUGUAUAGAAAUAUUGCUUUUCUAAGUCCAAGUGACAGUCAUCCUAAAUGGAAAUCAUUAUUAUUUUCAGGCUGGAUAAUUCAGGCACAUUGAUCCUAUAAGCAUUUAUUAUACCAAUAUUCCCAGCUAUCCUUCCAGGAAAUUGCUUUGUCAUGUCAGUUAAUUGUAGUGUUUGUUCAUUUCUUCCUGUAUUUGUAACUGUUUUGUUUCCUUUCAGGAUAAAAAAAUGUGAAACCUAUUACGAGGUGUUGGGUGUGAGUAAAGAUGCUAGUGAAGAAGACUUAAAGAAGGCCUAUCGUAAGCUUGCACUCAAAUUUCACCCUGAUAAGAACCAUGCACCAGGAGCUACAGAUGCAUUUAAAAGUAAGCACAAACCAUCUCCUCUAAAAGCUUUUCUGUAAAGGGUUCCCAGAUCGGGUUCUUGAGAGAAAACAGGUACCUCUGUUAAAAAUUCUAAACUGUUAAAACCUCAAAUUUCUCAUUAAUAACAUGUAUAGCUUGGAAGAAAGACGGGACAGGGGGGAUAUGAUAGAAAGAUUUAAAUACAUAAAGGGAAUCAACACAGUAAAGGAGGAGACUAUAUUUAAAAGAAAAACUACCACAACAAGAGGACAUAGUCUUAAAUUAGAGGGACAAAGGUUUAAAAAUAUCAGGAAGUAUUACUUUACUGAGAGGGUAGUGGAUGCAUGGAAUAGCCUUCCAGCUGAAGUGUUAGAGGUUAACACAGUAAAGGAGUUUAAGCAUGUGUGGGGUAGGCAUAAGGCUAUCCUAACUAUAAGAUAAGGCCAGGGACUAAUGAAAGUAUUUAGAAAAUUGGGCAGAGUAGAUGGGCCAAAUGGUUCUUAUCUGCCGUCACAUUCUAUGUUUGUUGACUAAAUUUCAAUCUGAUAAAUUAACGAAACACUAGAUGGGUAAUGCAGUAAGUAAUGAGGUUACUUACGUUGUAAGUAUCACUUGGUGCAUUGCUUAGUUGUAGACCCUCCUGGCCAGUGAGGGGGUCUAUUACAUAACACAAAGAGGGGAACAUCCUAGAGACAUUCUUGUAAGUCAACCUAUCUUAGCGCUCUGAGACUUGCACUAAUAUAGGGAUCAUAGUGACCCCCCAUAAACUUUCAUUUAAUUUCCUUUUUAAUGAUGAACAGCAUAUUUAUUAGAUGAUAUGUCUUGAGCAGUCGACCCGUUUCAUUGAGUUUGGCUGCUCAAGAAAUAUCGUCUAAAACCAGACUAUAUUUGAAAAAAUAUAUAUAUAUGCAUGCUACAGUACCUUGCACACAAGCUGCAAAUUUCUGUGUGUGUGUGUAUGUAUGUAUGUGUGUGUGUGUGUAUGUAUGUAUGUAUGUGUAUGUAUGUAUGUAUGUAUGUGUAUGUAUGUAUGUAUAUAUAUAUAUAUAUAUGUAUAUGUGUGUGUGUGUGUGUGUAUAUAUAUAUGUAUGUAUAUAUAUAUAUAUAUAUGUAUAUAUAUAUAUAUAUGUAUAUAUAUAUAUAUAUAUAUAUAUAUAUAUAUAUAUAUAUAUAUAUAUAUAUAUAUAUAUAUAUAUAUAUAUAUAUAUAUAUAGAGAGAGAGAGAAUAUGAAUGAAUGAUGGGAGUUGCACUCCAGCUCUCCUUAGUUAUUGCCCGGUGCUUAGCUGCACAAAUGUAUAAAUAUCAAAAAAGAGUCAGCACUCAAGGACUUUCAAUUUGCUAGAAAAAAUGCAAAAAACCUUUUAAUCCAGUUGGUCAAGAGGUCAACGUUUCAGUCCAUCAUCGUGGACUUUCAUCAGGACAUGUGUAUAUAUAUAUUUAUUUUGUAACCCUGGUAAGUGUACAUGGAACCUUGCAGUGGCAACGUCCUGGAAAUUUUGAGCCCUGAAAUAUUUACAGAUACACUUAAUGACAAAAGUGAGUAAUGUGGAAUUGCCAAAAAUAGCCUCCGUCACAUAAACAUCGAAUCUCAGUAAAAAGUGUAUUAACUAAAAGAUUUAAGAAAUUGGAUACAUCAGUGAAGUAUUAGAUGCAUCAGUAAGUUUGAACAGAAACAGGAAUGUUUUCCUAGACUAUCUUUGCACAUCUAUUAUGCCUCCAACAAUGGAAGCUGAAUUGGUAAGGCACUUCAUUGAAUGUUUUUACCUUGCAAACGCAAUAGCUCCCAAUGCUUUUCUAGGGGAAGGAAAUGGAUUGGCUGAGAUCAUAAAGAUUGAUGAUCUCUGGGGGCGGAGCCUAGCAUCCAGGCUAAAUGGACGUGCUAUCCAUCAGCUCCUGGCACAAACUUCUGAAUCACGGGGUAAAACCCCAGAAAAGUGGCACGCGUAAUGCCUGGAAGGUGGCAGCGAGGACAGGAACACCCGGGAGAAUAGAACGAGACCAAAAACGAAACAAUCAACCAACGGGAACCCGCAAACACAGCAUGGGGCCUACCUGCCUUGGAGCCGGGGAGAGGCGGACGCUCUCCGUACCGACACCUCCGCACACCGACCCCACUGAACACUCACAUCCUACGCCCCCCCUUUGGACCGAUGGGGGAUAUCUCGGUCUAGGCUGGAAGUCGGGAGCGAUCAGCCCAUCAAAAAGCACACGUCAAAGCUACAACGCUCCUAUGCUGGGUGCACCUAAAAUGGCAGCUGAAACAGCGACACUUGAAAAGAGCCUGCACACUCACAAAAGGCUACACCAUGACAUCAUGGAACGAAUAGACGACAGCUUCAACCGCUUUUGGGAACAGUUCUGGGAGCGAUACCACGCAGCCCAGCCCGCACAACACAAUCCACCGACCAAGGCCGAGCAGAGCCGAGGGCAGAGGGAGCUGAGGGGAAAGUCCUUGGGCACAGCGACAGCAUCUCCACUUACCCCCAAGCCACAGAGCCCACCCGGGUUGAAGGUCAAACUGGGGAACACCCGACAGCAUCAACCACACAUACGGAGGCCCAGGCUGCGCAAACACAAGCGAUCCACCAGACCCUUCGUUACCCCUAUGCGGGGAAGAAACUCUGACUAUAGCAAGUACCGAGUUUGUGGUCAACGGAUGCAAGACCUCAUACCAACCUGGAGCAAGAAGGUCACCCUCAUGAACACCCUCACACCAGCGGCUCCCAGAGGAUCUCCAGCGGGUGCUGACCGUAUCCCAACAGAGGGCAUUGGCUGACAGGAGCAAUGCCACAAGCCCACAAACGCUCACUGUUCCGGUAACAUGCAGCCACUGCAGCUGGACAGCCCAGAGGUCUAGCAUUAAUCGGACUCAAGAGCAGAAUGUUAGGCAUUACUUUACCAUGUCUUACCUAUGUUUUAGCACUGUUUAAUUAAUAAUUCUAAGGUACCAUUGCUAACACACUGCAGCUCCAGCCUACAGUGACUUAUAAACGCAAAUGUAACCUCCUUAGACCUAACCUAAUGCAUGACAAGCUUAGUUUAACCUAUGUUCAUAACUAUUUAAGCGACAUCACCUAAGUGUCAAUCUUAUUAUCUUAAAAAUUGUGCAUGUUCCUGCAAACACCCUGAUUGUACCACAUGUAAUAAGCCGGAGGACUGCUGCCGGGGCACCGAAGGCAUUUAUGUAUUCACUAAAUGCACUACAAAAAUAUUAAAUAAUAAAAAAAAAAAAAAUAUUGAUGAUCUCCGCCAUGGAGGCGGGGCCAGCCACAACGAGGGAGAAAAGGUAAGUAAUAAACUGCAAUAAUUACCUUGCAGAGUUAAGUCCUCCCCUAGUGGCUGUCUACUAGACAGCAACUAGAGGGCACUUCCGGGAUCAUAGCACAGAUUAUCUGUGCUAUAGCGUCGCUAGACGUCCUCACACUGUGUGAGGACCUCCAGCAUUGCUAAAAUCCCCAUAGGAAAGCAUUGAAAAGCAUUUUCAAUGCUUUCCUAUGGAGAGGUCGCAUGCGCAGCAUUAGGUCUCCCCAGCCGGCUGGCGGUAUCAGUCUCCCCCGCCGGCUGACGUAAUGAAGGGGUGGAGCGGCGGCGGCAGAGGAAGAAGCAGCGACAUGGGACAUGUCGCUGCCUCUGGUAAGUCAUUGAAGGGGUUUUCACUCCUUCAGCAACCGGGGAUGGGAGGUGGGAGGGAGAGGGGACCUGCAGUGCCAGGAAAAAGGAUUGUUUUCCUGGCACUGGAGAGUCCCUUUAAUCUCCAGGGAAGAGUCUUCCAUAUAUAGAUCUCUCAAAGCAUGUAGGAAAAAAACAUAAAAAGAGAAAAUAAUAGUGGAGAUUGUAUUAAAUGUAUUCCCAGAUAUUAUACCCAAAACAUAGAGGGCUAAGGAAAUACCAUAAGACAGUGUCUUGAUUUUAACAAAUUUUAUGUAAAGGAUUUAUUAUCACAGAUAUUUAAAACAUGCAAUAAAAAUACAUAGAAGCAAGUUUACAAAAACACAUAGCUAGAACUGCUAACAAACUGACUCUUACACAAGAGAGUUGUGAGUAAGGCACGUCUUCUGCCGUUACUCACUGCCAGGCUCGUAAUCAAUAAAGUGCUGGGGUGGCUGUCCUCAAAGGAUGUGACUGGAGCCGAAGUGCAGGAUUCCCAGAGCUGUAAUCCAGCGUGUUUGUGCUAGGUACAGUUUGCCCCCUGGUGCCAACGUCUACGCGUUUCUCCGGAUAUCCGGCUUCCUCAGGACGUGAUGUGCUGCAGUGGCCAUCUUUAUCGAGGGUUUUUAUAGCCCUCAGUUACCAGUUCAAAUCUUUCAAUUAGUCCUGGCCAACCUCAUUUGCAUUUGAAAUAACCAUCUUUUUAGUGGCUGCUCUACUUUUUCAGCACACAGCAUCAAUUCAGCGUUAACAUAAAAUACACUUAAAGCAACAUACAGCACAUAUAAAACAGUCUAAAAUACAGCUACAUUUAAUAACUUAUUAUUGCAUUGAACAUAUAAAAAGAUAAAAAAAAACUUUAAAUUAAGCAAAGAGGAAAUGCUAAAUUAAGUUAAAAAAUUUGCACAGUUUCCCUACAUUUCAAAGAUUGCCACGACGCCAACCCAGAAGGUUUGGAGUUUAUAGGUAUCCAAAAGGUGAAUAACUAUUGGAGAGGGGGAGAUUGAGAUAUCGAUGUAUGGAAGACUCUUCCCUGGAGAUUAAAUUUUGCUUUUUGUUUUACUUAAACCUUUCUACACCUGUAGAGAUUUAGGGGGAGAUUGCCGAAAUUGUCACUUUUCAACAAAUUCCUCUACUCUUAUUCCUCUUUUUCCUUGUUCACUGCAUUGUGUAUGGUGUGUUUGAAGGGUACCACACCUAGAGUGUUUGAAGCAGUAAUUUGUUAUUAGCUCUAAUUAGACUUUUUUCAACUACUAAAUAAGUGCUCCAAAUAUUACCAUUUUAAAUUACUUCUAUAUCCUCACCUUUUUCCUGGUGGAAAGUAGUGUAGUACACGUGUCCAUUGUACAUUGACUCAUAAAUUAUUAUUUUACCAUUGUACAUGUGUAUUCGUGUUGAAAACAUCUGGAUGUACCCAUGCUAAUUAUAACUGUAUCUACAUGCAAUGUGAUCCCUGUACAACUGGCAUAAUUCUGUUGCUCAAUUAAUAUAAAAUAAAAACCUGUAUAAAAAGCAGUGUCUCCUAUUUAGUUACGCAUCACAACUUUUAUGUUUGUUUCCACCUCUGUUUCAGAAAUAGGAAACGCAUAUGCAGUGCUUAGUAAUCCUGAAAAACGUAAGCAAUAUGACCUAACUGGAAGUGAGGACCAAGUGCACAGUCACCACAGGAAUGGCAGCUUUGACUUCCACAGAGGAUUUGAAGCAGACAUAACUCCUGAAGAUCUUUUCAAUAUGUUUUUUGGUGGUGGCUUCCCUUCAGGUAAUACUGUUUUGUAUGUCAUUGACUUACUAUGAAUUCUCACUUUUGUGAAUAAGCUUGUAAGUAUUGUAAGUGAUUUUUUUUUUUAUGUAAUGCCAGAUUAGCCAAACUGUAAGUUACUUAGACAAGUUUUACAGCUGGGUUUUUGUGACCUCUCGAUUUUGUCAAUAAUUUGGGUAUUGACUUCUCUUGUUUAUAUUCCUCAACUGAGGUUUUAAUAUUAAACUGAACCUGCCACAGGUUCAUAAACAUAGGCUAAAUGCCCAACAAAUGCAUUGACUACAUCAUGUAUCACAGAGAUACAUGAUGUAGUCAAUGUAAAAUAUUGAGCUAUCACUCAGCUUACCUCCAGUGCCAUUUCCUUGUCUUCAUGUGUGUUUCUCUUCAUGUAACAUUUAUCUCUAAACCUUCAGCAUGCCAGCAUCUAAACAGAGUGAUGUCAGUCACUCAGUCCAUAUACUCCCAAGCCAGCACUAGCAGGUUUAGCUAGGGAGUUUACACAGCAACCUCAGUGUAUACACUCUGGUUGUUAUGCUUAGGAAAGUAGGAUGUCUGUCUGUGGGAAGUCUUUUAUGCUCUCCCUUGUCACUCAAAUCGUUGGAAUUGAGGUUGGAGAAAGACUUUUUCUCAUUCUAUAUUAGAGGCAGUGCACAACAACAGAGCGAUCCACCAAAUCUUGACAGGAAAAGGCCAGCAGUACACUAGUAAUUGAAAAGUUAAGCUCCUCCCCACAAGGUAUAAAACACUUAAACCAACUCAGAAACCCCAGUUCUCUGCCUGCCUUCAGCAGGAUAGGUAGGCACUCACGUUUUUAUGUUCUCCAGGGGUGAGGCGACUGAAGCCAAGGAGAGCUCAGCUAUUACAGAGAAGAAGAACUCUAGUGGAUCUGGUUCUUCCCUCUUCUUUUCUUCAGUGGUGGAACACACUUCGGUUGCCUGUGUUCCAUGGCUUUAUAAGUUUUACCUACUUCCAUGCUGGGUGCCUAAAAUGGAAGUGGUGCAUUGCAUGCACAUACUGGGACACUCUGGAGGUGGAAUGUAAGCACAGGUUGUGAUAUGCUCCACUGGGCGAUCAUGGCGUGCUAUGCGCAAAGUGAUAUCUGAUUUUAGGCACAAAAUUAAAUUUAUUUCCCAGCUGUGGAGGCUGUUUAUUCCCAGUUGCAACUGCCUCAAGCACACCCAGUGGGUUAUUUGAUGUUUAACACUUUGCUUUUACAUUCAUGGUCUCUUUGCCUUUUAUUCUCUUAGUUUGUUUUUAAAAAAUAUGCCCAAUUCUGGAACUACCGAUUAAGCGUAAUGUAUGUCAAAAUCAAAAUAUUUGAUAUGUUCUUCCUGCAGCCAGUCUAAGCCAGAAAGAUACAAAAGAAAACUGUGUAGCAUCUGUUCCAGAGAAGCAUGUGAGAAAGCUAAAAUGCAGCAGUAUCUUCAUUUUCUAGAACAAUUUUCUAGAACAAUUUGCAGCAUACUUUUUUGGAUAUUAAGGCUGCUACCAUUCAAUCAGCAUGUCAGCUCUGCCUUCUGUACCAGUAUUUAAAUCUCUCCUUAAAGCAAUAAAAAGAAGCAAUGGGAAGUGACCGCGACAGAUGGGGAGCUCAUCUGGGGUAAUACGCAACAAGCAGUCUAUGUACUCUACAGGAUUCAUGGAUGUCUUCUAAUUCCCAAGGUCUCAAGCAACCUGGUUGGCUCUCCUAUGUUCUGAAAACAUGUAUAGGGGCAUCUUGUCCAAAUUUGAUAAAACAACGCAACCACAGGGCAAGGAGGAACUCCUGCUCCCUCCUUUGCAAGAAUGUGUUCCAGUGUGAUGCUCUGAUCACCUUCUCUAUCUGCAGUUCUACCAAAGGAGAAGCCAAUAUUUUGUCAGAUUCUCUGAGCAGGCAUCAUUUUGAAGCAAAAUGAUUGAUCUCUUAUCCAUUAAAUUUUCAUGGAAUUGUGUUGAGAUUUCUAAUUCCAAAAAUAAACCUGAUGGCUUUAAGAAUAAACUGGAAAACCAGAUGAUUUGUCUCUAUCAACCAAUUAGGCAAUCUGGACAUUUUCCCUCCAGUUCUUAUUCCAAAGAUUUUACAGAAGAUUAUUCAAGGAAAUAAGCAAGAAUCAUUGCAAUUCCUCCAUUCUAGCCUUGGAACAGUUCCUUCUUAAUUUUGUUGAACCUUUCAAAAGGAAACUCCUGGCAUUUCCCACUUUCAGUAGACCUCUUGGAACACAACUUGGCUCCUCUGCUGGCUCUCAGGAUGUUCAAUCUCACAGCGUGAUAUUUUAACAGCAGAUUCUCCGUUCAAAAGGCAUAACUCCAGAUGUUAAGAUAUUCAUAUUGCAAGAAUGAACCAAGGAAGAAUCCAGGAGUAGAGUUGAUUCCAGGAUCUGGAGGACAUUCCCUUCCUGGAACCUAGGAAUUCACAAUCAUUCUGUUCCAAAUAUUUUAAAAUUUCUACAAUUUUGGUCUUGCUAAGGAUCAACAUCCAACAUCUGUGCAAGUCUAAAUUACUGCGAUUGGUUCCUUCACCAUCAGAGACUUGGCUUCAGAUCCUCUGAUCUUAAGGUUUUUCAUAGCCGGCUCUAAUCCCCUCCCAACUAUCAAAGAAAUGGUUACUCCAUGGGGGCUUUGGUCCUUUUAGCACUUUGUAUAUCACAUGUUGAGCUGUUAGAAUAAUGUGAUAUACAAAGUGCUAAAAUAAUCUCAACUUCCUUACCUGGGACAAAUGUGUUUUUCGGGGAACUUCAAGCUUUACAGUGCAUCCUCCUUAUCAGUUUUUUCAUAUGGAUAGUUAUUUUGAACUUUUCUCUUCUUUUCUCCCUGAGAUUUUUUCUUGUGAACUUUAUUAAUCAGGAAAUUGUGCUUCCAAUAUUCUGUCAGAAUCCUCAGACAGAUAAAUAAAUUUCAUUGCCUUGAUGUAAAGCACACAUCAGUGCUAUUUGGAAUAACCUAGACCUUUUAGUCGUUCCUACCUUUUCGUUGUUCUAAAUUAGGGUCAAAAGAAGGUCUCUAGGCAUCCAAUGGCUCAUUGGCAAGAUGGAUUAAAUAAUCUAUCAUGCUUUUCUACAGGUCCUCUAAGUUACUCCUCCACUUAAUUUAAAGGUUCAUUCCACAAGGGCAAUUGUUGCAUCUAAGGCAUUAGCUACUUUGACUCCGUUUGCUACCCGGUCCUUCAUUCACACUUUGUAAAAAUGUGAAGGCCUCGGAGGAUUGUGUUUUUGGGCUCAGGUGCUUCAAGCUAUGGAAAAAUUAUUGGAAUUGCUUGUUUAUUCCUGUUAUGCACUGCCUCCAGUCUGGAUUUAACUUAAGUUUAUUUUCCUUAGGCUUAGUGGUAGUACACGUAUUGCGCUCCAUAUUUAAUAAAUAUAUUUUCACAAUUCAUUGGCUUGGGUAUUUUUGGGGGUUUUAUACCGUGUAGGAAGGAGUCUUAAGAUGAACUUGACUUUUCAAUUUCUAGUGUGCUGCUUGCCUUGCUGUGCUCUGCCUUUAAUCCUAAUGCGGGGAAAAAAAUGAUAGUAAGUAAAUUUGUUUUUUUUUUUUUUUUAUUUCUCCCAAACUAUACAUUUGAGAUAAACCGAUAUUAAUUUAAAUAUUUUUAUAGUAAUAAAUCAUUUAAAAAGCUUAUCCAAAAAUAUUAAAUUGAGGCCGUAGUGUUCAAAGGGUUAAUAUUAAAGCCAUGGAUAAGGAAUAUAAACAAGAGAAGGGAAUACCCAGACACCUCUUCUCAUUAAUUGAAAUGUUUCUCUGAAAACGCGUAGAUGGAGAUGGAUUCAUAGCUGGGGGCAAUCCCAGAAGAGUUUAACACAGCAUGCAGUCUGUGUGCUGGCAAUGAAACCUAAGUGGCGGUGAGUGCUAUGUCUAGCACUUAAUAUUGUGAGUGCAUUUAUUUAUUCAUUUUAAAAAAAAAUCUGAAAUAAAUGGUGUUUUACUAUUGGGUACUCUUUUAGAGAUUGAAGAUUGUUUGAAUUCUGGUGGUGACUAGAGUGUGCCUGUAGCUUCUUUAAAUUAUUAUUCCAUUAAGGAAGUACAGUUUCAGGCCAAGCAAUAGUGUCCUUUAUAUGAUCUUUCUUAUUUACAGGAAGUGUACAUUCCUUUUCUAAUGGCCGAGCCAGAUAUAGCCAUCAUCAGCACCAGCAUCACAGUGGUCAUGACAGGGAAGAUGAGAGAGGAGAUGUAAGUAUGAUUGAAGUAAAAGGGAAUCUUGAUUAUUGAAUUCAGAUAAAAAUAGUAAUCGGCUAAGAAAUUGUGCAUGGAUAUCUGACAGCUUGAAUUAUGCAAAGUAAACUUACUGGCACCCCCCAUACUAUCUUUCUUGUGUGAGUCCAUAAUGAGUUCUUUAACCGUCAUCACCUGACAAAUGCUUCUAAGGCAAAGCGCAACUCUCUUUGUAAUAAAAAUUGCCUGUUAGAUUUAGGUUGGUUUAAACUGUCGACCCCAUGGAGACACUGAAAUUUCAAUGCAUCUCUAUGAGGAGAUGCUGAUUGGCCAGGGUGGCAUUUGGCUCUGCCCCUUUUGCCUGCCUCCUUGGCAGAGAUCAUCACUUCUGAUGAUGUCAGCCAAGGAGGCAGACCAGGGGCAGAGCCAGCACCAGCAGACUGAAAGAAAGGUAAAAGUUUACUAUAUUAGGGGGUAGAUAGUGUUUUUAACGCUAUAGGGCAGGAAUAAAUGUUUGAGUAUAGACCACUAAAGACCAGUUUGAGUUAUUAUUGUCUGAAAUGUAUUUUAUCUAGGGACAAAGUGGAGACUUAACGGAGUUGCACUCAAGUUGAUCCACACUAAAUUAAGGUUGAGGUUGAAUAAAUUUUUUUACUUCACUUCAAAGUUUAUUAGCCACCUAGGACUGCUAUAUUACACCCAAUAGUGGCCCUCAAAAGGGUUUAAACCCAAGGGACCAAACGCCUAAUGAUAAGGAUCCCGGGGAUACAUACACUCAACACCAUAGACCCUCCAAACACUGCAUGACAACCCACACAUGACUAUAUAAGAGAUAACCACAGCUGCAUACCGAUAUAGGCCAAGGUUGAAAAUAACAGUUAAUACGCAGGUAGCACACAGAACACCAUGACACUGUAAAGCAAUGUUAAAAGUUAGCCUCUGCGUAGGCGCAUUUCAUACUAUCUUUGUUCCACAAGCAGAGCCUCUGCGCAGGCAAUGAUGCAGUAAAAGUUUGAAUAUGAUGUAUGUACGCCUAACCUAUGCAAACGUAAUAAAAACAAUUCAACACAAAGAUUAUUAGCAUUUUACAUAAAAGAAAGUACAUUGAAGUCAGCUACAUCGAUUUAGGAACAUAGAUUAACAUUCCAUAUCAAGUGAAAUACCAUCAAUAGUACAGAUUGCAUAACACUUUUUUUUUUUUGUACAGAAUGGUUAAUUUCUCCAAGGUAACAACAAAAGUACAGUAAACAAAACAUUGAAUAUACCACAUAUUGAAACUGCUGGCAUACAGUUACAGUUAAGCACAUUCAACUUUGAUUAGCACAGUUACUUGUCCUGCAAAACAACCAGUGGAUUCUAUAAUAUGUGGUAAGCCUGAAGCGGAUGGCUUAGUCUCUGUGACAACAGUUCAACACUUUUGCUACAGUGGGUGGCUAUGACCCUCUAUGUUGAAAGAAAUAAGAACACAUUGGCGUGCAUGAUGGAAACAUUAAGUAAAGCCAUUAGCUGAUUGGGUCUAUCCUAAGAGUUUAAAUAGCUUUUGAAAUCCCAAGGAAUUAGACUUUUUUUUUUUUUUUUUUUUGUGAAAAGCAGCAGGAUAUCCCAUGACUACCUCCUCUUUCCCUACCCCAAAUGUGGGAGGUAAAAGUUUAAAGAAAACCUGCAACAUUUCCAUGAACCCCUGCAACAUCAACAGAGUGUUUAAUUUGUGACACUUUCUGACUGUGCAAUAGAGAAGUAAUAAGGUAUAAAAGUGAGAUCUACAUACUACUAAAAGUUUUUUUUUUUUUUUGUUUUUUUUUUUUUUAGUUUUUUUAUUUAUUUUUAAUAGUGUAAAUUUUGUACAUUUUUAUUUUUUCCAAUUUGUGGUUUGAAGAAAUAUUUAGAAGGCUAACAAAUUGUAAAUAUAUUCAAUGCAAAUCAAACCUAGAAAUGAAAAUGUUUGAGUGUAUUGCUAAGGAUCAUGGUGGCAUUUUUAGGAAUGUACAUAUGUCCAUACAGUAAACAAAGUUGCUUGGCUACAACCAGCAAUCUGUAUUUCACUGCAUAUUUCAGGUUGCUAUUGCACCAUACACGCAGUUUACUGUUGUGGCCUAGACUUCUUCCUGACCCCUCCUCCUCUCUGUUUGCAAUUUAACAUUACUGUACAGAUUGAAUUGAGCAGACUCCUGUAUUGUACUUGACGUCAUGACAAUUUGUAUAGACUGACUAGAGGUUCAAGUUAGGGGUGAGUUUAUUUAAUUUUGUUUUGCGUUAUUAUGUUAAUAGAAACUAACCCUGUGUGCAAAUGGUGUUAACCAUAGAGUGAAUUCAUAUGAGGGAUGAUAUUGAUCGGUGUAAUGGGAUGAGUAAAUUGGGUACCCCAAACACAAAACCCACAUACCCGUUGGCUACAUUCUCAUGUUAUCAGUGCUUUGAAAUAGGUAGUCUUUCAAAUAGAACCACUUCAAAGUCAGCAAAUUGCAUAAUUUAAAGUGACACUCGGCACACAAACCACUUCAUAUCAAUGAAAUGGUCUGGGUGCCAUGUCCUUGUCGUUUUAACCGUGCAAUGUUCUCCAGUGACUGCAAUGUUUGCAUUGCUGGGUUUAAAUGCUUGUAAUGGCUGUCACUAUGAUAGAAAUAUUGAUAGGCGUAGAAUUACAUUUUGAUGUCCGUGUGCCCUAUCCUCCAAAUGCUUUCCUAAUUGGAUUGGCUGAGAUCACCAGUCUUGAUGAGCUGAGCCUUGGAGUUGGGAAGAUAAGAAAAAUGGCACUAUUUUGUAGAUACUGCUUAGAAAGGCAAUAUAGCAUUAGGAAUGCAUGUUUGUAUUCCUAACACUAUUGUGUUCCUUUAGUCUCUGACUGUGUGGGAUAAGGAUAUGUGUGCAUCAGCUAACAAGACUAGGUAUAAUAGUGACUAUAUAUAAAGACUCAUUCUAGGCUUACAUAUAUUUUGGAGCAUCAGGGUGUUGUGGCUGACUUUUUUUAUUUUUUUUAUUUAUUUUGUAUUCCUUAGCCUCUUUGUGAAGAGGCAACUUGGACAGGAGCUGCAGAGUCUUAUCUAUCUUACCUUGAUAAUUUGUGCCUAAAGUAGAAUUCCAUGUCACUGUAACAUUAAAUUUGCUAUGAGUUUAUGCAGACUACAUCUUUAAUGGUAAUUGGUGGACUUUUUUUUUUAACCUCUCACUCUCUGUUUAUUGGGUUAGGAUGACAACUGCAUAUUGUAGGUCUGUUAGUUGAACUUUUAUUUAUUUUUUGAUGUUGUGUGGGUAAUCUUUAUCAAAUCUUUCCACAGGGUGGGUUCUCCAUGUUCAUUCAGCUGAUGCCUAUAAUUGUACUGAUUCUCGUCUCCUUACUUAGCCAGUUCAUGGUUUCAAAUCCACCGUACAGUUUAUAUCCUAGAGCGUAAGUAUAGUAUUUCAACUACAUUUAUAAAAAUGGUGAAGGGAUUUUGCACGAUCUAUUUCAUGGAUAGGUGUUCUCUCAGACCCUUUCUCUAAGAAGGCUUAACAAUGGUAGUUUCCUACAGUUGAAUUGAGUAAGUGUGCAUUAGUAUGAAUCUGUAGAGUGCUGUGUUGUAUAAAUAUGCAAUCCUUCAUGCGAAAACAGAGCAUAUAUAAAACAUACAGUAAAAUUAUUUUUCCAUAAUGGAUACAGCAUUGCUUACAAAUGGGUAAUUGCCUCUAUCCCUCAGCAAGAUAGGUACCUAAUAACAAAAUAUGACAGAACAUAUAUAAAACUUUUGCUCUACCAUAAGCCCACCUCCUUCGGUCCAUAAGAGUUAACUACACACAGAAACACCCAGUCUGACAAACAAAAACUUACAAAAUCUGUGCAAAAUAGGAAGUUUAUAGAAAUAUAAGCUGUAUCUUCACAGGGUACAUAAAGGUUAAGCAACCUUUGGCACCCCAGAUGUUUUGGACUUAAUCUCCCCUGAUGAUUUGCCAACGUAAAAUGUAGUCCAGAACAUCCAGAGGGCUAAAUGUUGCCUGCCCUUGGGGUAGCUCAUUUAACCUGUAGCUGCCAAAGGUGUGGAGUGAGUUUCAUGUGGGAGCUCUGAGAUGUGAUUUGCCUGUGUCUCUUUUAGAGUGAGGUUUAAGAAAAUUUGGAGGAUCUUGACCCAAAACCAGAUAAGCUUGUCCAAUGGCUUCUAUAAUCCAGAUGGUGUGAAUUGCUUCCUAUACCCUAUUUUUCUCUUGGAAAACUUUUCAAAAUACAAACCUGUCAUCAGUCUUGCAGAACAUCUUUGUAGUAUGUAGAUCUCAAAGAAGUGACCUGAGAAUAUCCAGACUGUGAAAGUAGUAACUGUAAAUUGCGGUUUUGUUAAGAAUGAGCAUAAAAAUACCUAUUUGUUUAAAUUUCAAACCGAAUUUAGGUAGAAAUGAACAUGGUUAACUACUACUUUUCAAGAUUAUAAACUAUGUGACAAGGUUUACAGGAGAAUAAUUAAUUAGAGUUCUCCUAGCCCAGGGGUCAGCGACCUAUGGCACGUGUGGGUAGAGACAAACGGGCUCUACCCUAUCAGGAGACUUCAGAUAUCUGCUAGUGCAAACAGAGUGGUGAUUGCAGGUGGUGAGGGACAGUCCUCAAUUAACGCAUUGUAGCACUUAGUGGAAGUGAUCUCAGAUCACCUCUUCCCAGCACUGAACGGGAAUCCACACUGGAGUAAAGCAGCCCACAGCAACCAUUGUAGCGCAUGCCCUUGACCUGUACCUAGGGAGCCCGGUCCCCAAUGGAACCCAGGGAAGCCACCCUGACUUCUAGAUGUACACAGAUCUGCAAAAGCCUCCCCUAUACAAAUAAUAAAAACAGCCCACACACAGUCCUCAGAAAUACGUCCACAAAACACACUAUAUCAUCCACACACAAUUCCACAAGCAGCUCCAUACAAAGUCCACAUUCAUGGGUAUCAUACACAAUACCACAAACUACUCGUGAACUUAUACAACAUAAGUCUACAUACACAGAAACACUACAAAACUACUGCAUUACCAAUAAAUAACACAAGCGGAAUGCUGCAACAUACACACCUCAAAAAAAUAAAUAGAAGUGGCAUGCCAAGGGACUUCAAGAUCUUGUUUUGGCACAGUACUACUAAAAGGUUGCCUACCCCUGUCCUAGCCUUUUGGCUGAAGUAACUGCCACUAGCAGAACAGACUGUGCUUGCAGCCAUGUCAUAAACAAGCUCAACUAUGCCUUUUUUGAAUCCACAGACUCUUUAUAACCAUCCAGGAGAGGCUGAUGGUAGCCUGUAUACGAAAGGUUUCUUUUUAUCUUACUAUAAAUGAGUUGAAAUAGAGUGAUAUCUAUCUAUCUCAAACAUAAGCACUUGUACAUCUGAUGAACAGGCAAAGACAGUUUCUUCUGUGGCCACUUAUGGACUAGUAGAGAGGGCUUAAGUUAGAGUGAAAGUUUUCUGCCCUCUUUUUGCUGGUAGAUACAUGUCCUGUUGUAGAGUUGGAGGCAGCUACCCAAUUGCAAGUACUGCCCCUUUAUGUAAAGAAAAUACAGAUCCAGAAUUUUUAAUUCUUGUUUUUUUUCUUUUCUUUCCAUUUUUUUUACAAUUUAAGUUGUUGACAUAUAUUUUAAAAAGUUAACAAACUGCAAUCUGGAGUCCACAUGAGGGAUAGGCGUCAAGCAGUUAACUUUUGUGUAUAAUUUAUAUAAAACUUGAAUGACAAGCAGAUUUAAAAACUAUAUUCAAGUAAUAUUUAAAAAUCUAAAGGUGUGUGUUACUUAAGAUGGCAUAUAGACACUCCAGUGUUCCCCAACACAGUCCUCGUGGACCACCAACAGUUCAGGAUUUAUGUGUGUUCCUGUUUUAUUCCAAUGGAGAUACUGACAAAACCUGGACUGUUGGUGGUCCAUGAGGACUGGGUUGGGGAACACUGGGAUGGGAGUGCUCCUUUGAUUUAAAAGCAAAACCUCCAAAGUUACAUUGCUGUUUUAACAUAUUAACUUAUCCAGUUAUUCUGCAGACACAGAAUUCGUUAAGCAUUUGAAAAUAGCUGCUGAUUUUCCAGAUUCAGGACCCCUAGAUCACAUCACCAUAAAACUCCAAUUACUGAGACUGUGCUAACACCUUUGUCACAAAUGUACAUUUUUAGGUGUACCACUGCAUCACUGGUUACAUGAAGAUACCAGAUAUCAGUAUGUGUCUAAAUAUAUUGGUGCUUGACUAAGUUCAUAGCAUUAUAACAGAGAACAGACCUUAAUUGUAUUUAUUAUAUUAAUUUGCAUUACAGCUUAAAGACACAUCGGUGCAGUCAAUGCCAUAUAACCUGGAACAGAGUAGUACUAUAUGGCUGACAGAUUGCUGUGAAUGCAGAUUUGGAUGAUAAAUCCACUCUUCGUUUGUAAAGCCUGUUAUGUAAACAGCAUUAUGAUAUCCAAGAGCAGAUAACACUGCCAUAUAGUUUUGUUAAAGACAUAUAUAGUGGGUGGUUGAAGGGGCACUGUAGGCAUUGUAACCGCUUUGACGUUCUCAUUGACGUUCUGGAGUCCACUGGUGCUGUCCUUACGUUCAGCGUUAAACAGUUUUUAAUGUUUUAAUGAAAAACCGAGAGUCCUUAGCAGCCCAUCUCGUCUUUGCUGCUUGAUCUAAUGAGAGUAGUUAAGUGUCAGCUGACCACUUUCAUUCUAUCACAGCUCUCAUUGCUGUUAUGAAUCGGUAUGACUAGAAGGAAAUGCAUGUGUGGUGAGGAACCCUUACUUAUUGUUAAACUCCCUGAAAAUGGUUUAACACUGAAUGGAAAGACAAAGCCUGGGGACUCCAAUAAUUCAAUGAGAUAAAAUCUUUACAGUGCCUACAUUGUCUAUUUAAGCAUGUGAUAAAACUGUAAGUUCCAUAUUGGUCAUAAAAGAGCUCUCUGUUAACAAGAAGGCUAGGUCUUAACUUUAAACAUCUCUCUUUAGAGAAUGGGUAAGACUAAAUGCGGUACACUCAGGGGAGAACUUAAAAGGACUGUAUGCUGUGUCUAAUGAAUAAAGAUGAAUAGAGACUUUCUUGGAUGUGCUUUUUCAAAAGUCACUUGGUAACCUUAAAAAAAAAAAAACAAAAAAAAAAAAACUCUGCCUGGAGAAAAAAAAACUGUCUACUUGUUGUGUGUGCCAGAGCUUGCCCAUUUGUGUAUUCUGCCAUGGUUAGGCAAGAAAUGAAAUGAUAAUGCAUAUUGUUAUAUGCUAAUAAUUUAUUUGGUCUAAAUCUUCACAGUGGUGUUGGACAAACAAUCAAACGUGUUACUGAAAAUCUUAAAAUUACUUACUAUGUCAACAAGGACUUUCAGUCAGAAUACAGUGGCAUGUUGUUACAGAAAUUAGAAAAGAACAUUGAAGAGGAUUAUGUGGCCAAUAUUAGGAAUAAUUGCUGGCGAGAGAGACAGCAAAGUAAGUAUUCUAAGCAUUAUAAUCCUUAUUUUUUUUUAUUUGAUUGCACUAGAUUCACCAAGUACUUGGCUUCUUUUAUAAAGUGUUAUGUUAGAUCAGUGUUUCCCAACCCAGUCCUCAAGGCACACGUACCAGUCCAGGAUUUAGGGAUUACCCAGUUGUGUCUAAGGUGUUUUUUUUCUUCUUUGUAAAAACACCUUAGACACAACUGGGUAAUCCCUAAAUCCUGGACUGGUAGGUGUGCCUUGAGGACUGGGUUGGGAAACACUGUGUUAGAUAAACCAUAUAUUCUGUCGACAAAAAGAUGAAAUAUAAAUUUGCACCUUAAUAGAUGAUCUUAUUUAUUCUAUGAAGUGUAGCAGAAUAGUUAUCAAUGAGUAAGGCAAAUGUUUCUGUUAGUCAGAGGUGGCUUGGAUAAUUCAGCACUAAAAACAUAGUAUUAAACAAUAAGUAAAGCAAUUAUUCCAGUAAAUCACUAGGUGGCAAUGUGUAUUGGCAAUUAAAGCAUUUAUAUACUACAUAGUCAUGAAUAUCAGAAUAGUAACCAAUGAAUAAGGCAGUUAUUGAAUCAGUAUGUAAUAGCAGUAAAAGCUUAAAAGGACACUCCUGCCCAAAUAUGUUUAAAGCACUAUUUAGUAGAUAUACCCCAAUGACAAAAUGCAUACAUUUAAUUAUGUAUUUGUUCAUUAAGGGUAUAUCUAAAAUGGCUUGUAGAAGCUGCAGUUCUUUUGUCUAUUGCCUUUGCAAGUCCACCCCUUUUUUCCCAGCCAAGACUUUCUGUGGCUGUCCAACGCAGCUCAUGGGCAUUUACCAGGUAAUACAAUUUUUUUGGGCUGGAGGGGGGGGGUUGUUUUUUAUUAUUGACAUUCAUUUUAGAUGUGCAGAGGUAUAAACAUGGAUAAGCAAUAAAUUCUAUUACAAAUAUGCACGGUGUAUAGAUUGCAUGUCAAGAUAAGCUGCAAUUUUUUUCAUUUUUUUUUCUUUAAAAACACAGAAAAUAACACAAGAUAAAAGGUAUCAUGCAGGGAAAAAAAAUGUCUGCAAGUAGACUAGCUUGAUAAACAUGAAUGAACAAUAAUAAAGUGAUCAGACCAGGUAAACUUUGCGUGAGUAAAACCUGAAUAUUGGGUAUAAUAAGAAAAAAUAAACAUAAGUGUAGUGUAUAUAUACAGGAAACCACUGGAUCACGUUUCUUGGGAUUGGCACAAGCCACAGCAGGGUUUAAAUUCAGACAAGUAACACAUAAAGGAAAGAAAAGAAAACAAACAAAACACAGGUGCAUGGUACACAAAUGAAAGAGUUUGGUGAAACCAUCAAGAUAUGUGAUGAAACACCUAGGGAAAGUGUCUGGAGGUCAGUCUCCGACAACAUGCGAUAGAUGAAACAGGAGGUGCUGUUGGUGCAACAGCCUGUGGCCAGACCUCUGUCCGCGUGGUCGAUGCCGAGGGGGUAUCACACUUUGCAGCCUUCAGUUUAGGUGAGCAGAUAUUUAAAAGAAAAAUGCAUGAGGCAGGCCUUUUCAUCACCCGGCCCCCGUCUUUCGGGUUGCCCUUCGGAAGCUUCGGUGGCAUUGUGGCUAGGCGAGCUGUUAAGAAAGAACAGAAUUGGGUAAAGCGCUCAUCCAGUCUCUUCAGGAAGUGCUUAAAAGGAGCCCAGCAAUGCCUCCUCGGCUGCAGAGACUCUGUACCAUGAGGAGGAAGCGUAGACGCCAUCUUGUUGGAACAAACUCCUUGGAAGUUGAGGUAGGUAAAGUACCAACGGUUCACUUCAACGUGUAUUCUUGUCCAAUGGGGACCAGGAUAACCCCCACAGGUCCUGAGUGGGGGUGGAGGGGGGAGACAGGGCAGCAAGAAGAUUCUGCAGGAGCACUGCUUCACAUCAGUAAGAGGAAUGGUCGCCUCACCCAUCCAGCGUAUUUGCUAGGCCUCAUAGGAGCCUCCAAUAAAUGCACUGGAUGCACUCAACUGAAGCUAUACAAGGCACCCCGGUUGGAUCCUGGAGCAGGUAAGUCACAGAUUAGGGCUCUUUGGAAAGUUGGGAUUCAGUUAAUUCGCUAAAUGUGAGAAUCAGGCUUGGAGCUCAUACGAUGUGUGUCCAGCUGCAAUGAAGAACAAGCCCCACCCCUCAUAGCUAGAUUUAUUUGCUAUGAUGAGAUCAUGCUUCUACAAAGUUUCAAUACUGAAUACUGCAAUUGUAUUCACAUUGCAUUGUGUUAGACUACUGCUAAAAACUAUAUAGCUCCACCAGGUGACAUAUCUUUGGAAUUGUUUCUGAUUAUAUAGUUUUUAUAUUGUCCAUUGAUAAUCCAGUUUUGUAUAAUACCUAGUCGCAAAACUUUUGAUAUACUGGUAACUUAUAUUAUUUUUCUUAUUUCAGAAUCUGAUUUAACACAUGCAGCAAAAGUGUACAGGGACGAGAGGUUAAGAAUGAAAGCAGAAUCCUUAUCAAUGGAAAAUUGUAAAGAACUUCAACGAUUGACCUCCAUCUAUCGAGGCGGAUAAACCCUGGAACACUAUUCUAUCUACAUACUAAUAUACAUAAUUUUUCCCUGACAAAUACAAACUGUAGUUUCAUCAUGAGUAGUGAUACAGGGAGUAAAAUGUGAACUGUUCAUUGAGCUAACGCUGGCUACUCUUUAACUUCCUGAACAACUUGAAGGUCACACAGCCCAUUUUUUACAUUUUUAAUUGCCCUUUAAGUCUCCAUUCCCAUCUUAACUAUUUGAUGAGUGCAACAUGUAGAAUAGCAAUUGUUACUAAUGAUCUCCGUUCUAGUGUGACAUGUAUAUACUUCACAAAGUUUAAUUGUAUAUAAGUCUUAUUGUUAAAGUCACAGUCACAUCAGGAUUGCUUAAUUUUGCAUCUAUUACCAUGGUUUCCAGGCACUGCUGCAUCUUCUCUUGGAAUAAAUUGUGAUAUACUUAUGAAUUCGAGUGAUAUACUCCUAAUCUAGUGAUCAUGUGAUAACAUAGCCGCACACCAUGAAUUUUAACUUUGUGAAAAGUACCUGUUUUCACAUGGCUGUAAUCCUCCCCAGAACUGGUAGUGACCAUGUUUGAAUCAUUGGUACUAUUUUGGCAUUACUAAUUAGUUACCAAUAAAUCAUUUCGGAUAAGCUAGCAGUCAUAAUGGACCUAUAGUGAACAAUUAUAGCCCAUUUUGUAUUGUACUUUUUGGCUUGGAUAAAGAGAGAAAAUAUUCCUCCAAAAUCUGUUUUCUGAUAAAGAUGCGUGAAGGCUAAGAAAAAGUGUAACAAGUGCAACAUUUUGGGAUAUCUGGUGUGAUUCUGUAUAUUUAGUAUUUGCUGUACCUGUCAAGCAUCCCUUCUGCAGCUCCCAGACCUAAGAGAGUCACAGUCCCAUUAUAUGUGUAUAUAAGAUUCAAGAAAUGUAUAAAUAUAUAUCCUCUCCUGCCGGGCCAGAGUUGGUUUUCUUACAAUUAUUUGUUAAUGUGGUAAUUUGAAGGGGAGUUUAACUUUAUUUUAUUUAGUGCUCCUCCCUCCCAUAGAUUAUAAUUCCAUUUAUUGCUAAACAUAUAUAUGACCAUUACCUGAAAACAAUGAAUUGUGUGUGUACUGGAGUUCAUACUAUUGUGAUAAGCUUUGUUGAAUGUAUUAAUCUAAAUGUACUUUGGGGGAAAACCCCCCCAAAAAACCCUAUUUUACUGCACAAGUGCAUAUGAUCUCAUGGAAGAUCAUGAAAAAAGAUAAUAGGCCUAAAUCCAAUAAUCUAGUCAUCUCACAGAAGGGGAAUAUUUGUAUGUGUAUCAUAAACAAUGAGACUUCUAUGCAUUUAGAGAAAAUAUGCAGCAAAGUGUAUUGUCCACAAGAUGAUGUAAGGUUGCUUUCACAGAGCAUAACCUUCAUUAAAAGAAAGUGUGUAAGGGUGUAUCUGUGUGUGUAUAUAUAGAGAAUUAUUAUUUAUUGUUGACUGGUAGUGUACUUGGAGUGUUCCAUGUUUUUAGUAUAAAAGAAUAGACCAAUAUUCAGGUUUGUAUUAGGAAGCUUGCAAUUCAAUUCAAAUCAGUUCAGAUUACGAGAAAAAUACAUAUGUUUUUAUUAUAAAGAUAAGUUAUUAAACCACUUCCUACUAUCCUAUACUAUUUCGAUUUACCCUUUCUAACCAGUUCUCCCUUACAAGUCUGUAAAAGCAGUGUUGCUGUGCCUUUUUUUUUUUUGGCAAGUUCUCCAUUAAAUGAUAAUGAUGCCCUUACACAGCAUGCACCCAUGUUGUGUUUGCUAAAUGCACUGCUUGUUUAAGAUUGAAGUAAAGAAAAUCACUAUGGAAUUUCCAUGAUUAGUCAAGUGACAUUUCAUGCUCAGAUUUACCUUUCAAAAACCAAACCAGACAUUCCAUCUAGGAUCCAAGUUAUUGUCCAUAGCAAUCGAUUGCAUCAGCAAUAAUACAAAGCCAAUGGAAACUGAAAACAUGGAACACUUAAUGGAUGGUAUGAUCUCUAUGAAGAGCAACCAAAGAACAGAACAGUGACCAAUUAUAUAAUUUGUAUUUCUGCUUUGAAAUAGCACUGUGUUUUUAUUUUGUUUAAAUGUUUAGGGAACACUUAAGUCACAAUAGACUAAAUUUUGCCUCUUUCAACUACUCUACAAGAUUUUUCUGAUAUCCUUAGCAGAGUCUCACAAUUAUUGUGACUCUUUAUUAAGAGAAUAUCUUGCAUUUCGGUGUUUGUUUUCUUAAUGCCAUAUGUCAUGUUGUACUGCUUGCCUUUAACAGGUCUUGAAAACUUUACUAUUGGUAAAAUUCCUGUUGAUAUAUCCAUGACUAACACCAGCUAAGAUAUCAAGGAUCUUUAUUGAGUUGGCAGUGGCAGACCUGUGCUUGAUUAUCAGUACCCUUAAUUUCUCUUGUUAACAGAACUCAAGGGCAUCAAAGCUAAACAUUUUUUAUACCAGUAUCCAUGUGUGUUUUUUGUUUUUUAUAUUAACAUGUAAAUAUUUUUGCUUAUAAUACCGUGCCUUUUUCCACCACCUAGUUGUCCAUCUAUUGUCAAUCUAAUGAGGCGUUUAUUUCCAAAAUAGUUAUACUUGAAUAGCAUGUUUAAGUUUUACUAUUUCCUAACUUCUUUCCAGUACAUAUGGGCAUUGGAAAACAUAGAUUUAUGUUUUAAAAAGCAAGAUAUUUUACUUUAUUUCGUGACCAUUCUUCCUAACCACUGGUAAAUGUUUAAUACUGUAACAAAAUGAAUGGUGAGUAUUGAAUUAGUACAUUAUAUACAAGAACCCCUCAAAAAGUUACAAUGUUGACGUGUAUGGUACCCAUUCCUAACUGUUUUCAGUUUAUAUAAUUUAAAAUGAUUAAAGAUGCAAUCUGUACAAUUUAAGCCUGUAAAAUUGUUCAUGUUGAUUAUGAUUCUAAAUCAUUUACAGAUUUGAACUUAAUGAAGUGGUCCAUUGACUAUAAACAACAAGUUUAAGGGGCAUGCAAAACACACAGAAGGUGCAUAGAAUGUAAGGAGAUGUAAUGUUCUUACUAGUAGAAGAUCCAUGGCUCCAGAGAGCAGCAGACGGAAUUCAGUCCAGGUGCAAAUAUUGCUAUUAAAGUGGAACCUGCGGCUUUAAACCACUUUAUUGAUCACUUCAUUCAAACAUCAAAGAGAUGAUGUGCAGAAUGUAUUCCAAACCACACUAGUUUUUAAUAUGUGGACGUUAAAGGGAAACUGUCGAUUUCCAGAAUUAAUAUUGUGAUCUAGAAAUAUAAAAUUGAGUGUAGACUUAUACACCUCCUCAUCUUCCAAAUAGAGCGCUCCGUUUUCAUUGUUAUAAGCUCUGUCCUUUACACCUAACAGUUAGCAUUAUAUGAAAAACAGAUUAACACAAGUUAUUAGGUGACUUUUUUUUUUUUUUAUUCAGUAGUGUAAUUUCCAGAAGAAAGUGGUUCUACUUUAAUAAGCUUGAAAAAAAGUCAGUUUGUACUCAAAACAUUUGUUUGAUAAGCCAUAUACCUUAAGAAUAUACAGGGUCUAUAUUAUAUUAUUUUUUUUUGUUUGUUUGUUUUUUUUAUUUAUUUCUCCAAAACAUUUUCACAUUAUUAUGUAUUUGACAUUUGUUUGCACACUUGUGCAAUUUUAUUUCGUACUUUAUUUCUGUUAAACAAAAAUAUGCUCUGCAAAAGGUAACCUUAUAAAUUCCAAAAUCUUUGAAUAAUUAUUUAGUAUAGUGAAAGUGUUAAACAUUUAUGGCAUUGCUUUAUUGCACUUUACCAGACCCAGAAGACUUUCCUAUUUUUAUAUUGUCAUUUUGGCUUGUGAAUUGUUGGACAUAAAGAAAAGCAAUAUCUUCAACUAUGUUAAUAACUUCUUUCCUUUAUCCUUAUAUUAAGGACUGCUUAAGUUUUUAUAAAAUGUCUUAUUUUUUUUGUAUUUGGUUUGAGAUUUAACACUUGAAAUUUCCAUAAUGCUUACAGAGCUUUGACAUGUUGUGGUAUGUUCGUGCGGAAGCCUUUCAUUUGCACAUUUGAGGAUUACUAAUUUUCUCCAUGCAAAGUUUGUGCUUUUCUAAAUGCACAUAAUUUGAGACACCAUGAAUGGAACUUAUGGAAAUAAAGGAGGCUUCAGUGUUAAGAAACACAUCAAGUACCAUAACCACUACAUCUCCCGCAAGAAGCUUUUAAAUCUCUGCACUCCACUGUUCUGCACUCUAGAUUCCACUGGUCUUAACUUGGUGCAGGAAUUUCCCAGGGGCACUGGAGGAGGCACCCUGCCACAGAUAAGUUGUCAAACCAUUUACAAACAGUUGGACUACUUGUUCUGGGCUGGUGCCAUGGCACUUCUGGAACCAUAACCUGUAGAGCAGGCUGUAGUGGUUAUGGUGCUUGGUGUGUUCCUUUAACAUUUGUUUAAAAAUAUAACUUAGUUGAAAUGCCAUUGUGAGCUAAAUGGUAUAACACUCCUCUUCUGCCAAAAUCCAUCAUUUUUGUUUUUCGACGUUCAGCAAACUGGUAUAGGGAAAUUUUUAAUACUAUUGCCUUCUCCAGUUCAAACUUGACCCCGAUACUCAGAUUAUUCAUGAUUUAACAAUCUUUUAGAAAAAAACCUGAUUACACCUCCUUAACUUUCAAGCAGACAAUAGAUUGUGUUACUUCCUGGUUUAGUUAGCUCAGUUGAGCUAAACUCAAGAGGCAGUCAAUUGUCCUGAGCACCUGCCUUGUUAAGACUUCUAAUUGAGCUGCAUUGGGAAGUCUGUGAUUUGACAACCACAGAAAGUCUGGUCGGGGUUAGAAGAGGAGGGUUUGCAAAGACAAUAUAAUUGCAGGUUUUGCAAGCUGUUUUUUUAUAUACUCACAAUGAAAAAAUACAUAAUUAAAUGCAUGAACGUUUUCAUUUGGGGGAUAUCUACUAAACCGUUAUUUUAUUUUGUAUUUGAGCAAUGGACUGUCCCUUUAACUGUAAAACCAACCAUUACUACUUAGGUUAUAAAUAUGCCUCUAGGUUACACAAACUUGUUAUUGUAUAACAGUGCUAAGUGUACCUAAGCUUAUUUUUAUAAAGUUUGCUCAAACAUCAUUAAUAUGCAGUCAUCUAAGCAAUUUUGUGGCAUAAAGAACUUUUACACUCCCUAUCCAUCCCAUUAAUGGGAAAAAUAAGUUAAUUUGUUAAAGCUAUGGAAAUGAAUGCUCUACUUUCUGGUAAUUUUGUUUGUUAAAAUCUCCCAUAGACCCUUAUUAGUCCACUGUUUUCUUGAAGAAGUUUAUACAAUUUAAAUAUUCAUAAUUGUGCUUACAUUGACACUGCAAUGUAGUAAAUCCAAGAGGCUUUUAACCCAAUUGUUAAAAUUAUGUGGAACUGGUUUGUAGAACAUACAGUAUUAUAUACAUGUUUAGCACAUGCAUAGGUAACUUUCUUUCUUAAAAAUAUUGCCAUCUAUGUGACAUUAGCAUUCAACAUGUGGUAUAUUUUUACAAUGAAAUGGCAAAGGCAGCAGACACGAUAUUUAAUAUUGAUUUUUUUUUAGUUCUUACAUCAUAAACAUGGUCUAGUUGGCAAUUAAAUACGGUAAUUACUAAAACAUAAGUGUGAAAUACAUUUCCAGGUGUGGAGCAGUCUCUAUGAAAACCAAAGGAAAACACCUGCUCAUCCAGUUUUAGAACAUAGAAUGGCUUGUUAUAAUUUGCUUUGUAUGUUCCUUUGCAAUUAUUUUUUUAUUUAUUUACAUCAGAUAGAACCCCACAGUACAGGUUCUUUUAAGUUUGCAAUACGAAGAACUAGAAUUACUUUUUUUGUUUUUCCUAAAGGAGCAGGACAGCUCACAUUCAUCCACAUAUUUAAUAUUUAAUUCCUGUGAUCUAAAUUCGUAAUCUUCAUUUGUGUCUACAUCUCUAUGCUGUAUGUUUGUGUAUAAAAUUAAAUAUGUCAAUGAAAGCCAUGUGAUAGUUAUAUAUGUAUAAAAGCAAAUAAAGGAAUUUUGUUUCUACUUUUGAAAGAAACCGAACAUCAAAUUUGGUAUUUUUUUGAUUCAUGUACUAAAUACCAGUAAUACAGCAAAAUAAAAUGUAAUUACCAUGUGACAUUUUCAUUUUUAGCAUUCAUUGUUUUAUUGUAAGUUAUCUUUAGAAUAUUAUUCAAAUGCAUAUGACUUUGAGUUGCAAUGUAAUUGUUAUCUCGUAUGUUGUACUCCAGGGUUGUAUGUGUACUGCUCUGUAACACAAUUGUGUAUGAGUGGUAUUGUUAGAAAUUUCCAUUUCUCCAUUGUUUAGUGCUAAUGCUGACUUACCCAUUGAAGAUACUUAUGGUGGUGGACAGGGGACAUUGUGGGCACGCUUACUGGUCUGCAACAUUGCAGCCCCAUACUUGGCUAACUGUGAUGCAGUGCUGUGUUCUGAAUCUUUUUGUAUCAUGACCAGUAUUGAGAUUUUCAACUAUUUGAGCAACAGUAGCUUUUUUUUUUUUGUGUGUGUGUAAUCUGGCCAGAUGAGUCUUGGGUGCCCAUGACCCUGACGCUGGUUCAUCGGUUGUCCUUCCUUGCACCACUUAUGGUAGGUACGAACGACUGCAUGCCAGGAACACCCCACAAGACUUGCUGUUUUGGAGAUGACAGGUGCCAUUGUAAUUACAUAAUCAAUGUUAUUCACUUCAACCCGUCAGUGAUUUUAAUGUUGUGGUUGAUCUGUGUAUCAUAUGGUUUAGUGAGAAACAAAUGCUUUGUUACGUUUGGG
This is a messenger RNA of Pelobates cultripes (western spadefoot toad), 30230 nucleotides long. Lineage: Eukaryota; Metazoa; Chordata; Amphibia; Anura; Pelobatidae. The record is from the annotation of a GenBank genome assembly.